AUGGCGACAGUGAACGAAACCACAGAUGCUGAAACAAUACAGCCACACCAAGAAAAUGCUGCAGUAGUCCCUAGACGACCACAAGAGCAAUUUGAAAUAGAGGCAUCAGGGGCCCCCAGCGAGGCGGAAGAUGAUAUCGAUUACCCAACAGGCGCCAAACUCUGGACGACCCUUGUUUGCCUCUGCCUCACUCUCUUUCUACAUGGCCUGGAUCUCACCAUCGUUGCUGUGGCUGUACCGAGCCUCACGGAUCAAUUCAAGACGGUCAAUGACAUCGGCUGGUACUCUGCAGCUUACAUGAUGACGAGCAGUGCUUUCAUAUUCUUUUUCGGCAAGGCUUACACCUUAUUCUCGAGCAAGCCUCUUUUCAUGUUCGGCAUAAUUACUUUUGAGUUCGGCUCACUGCUAUGCACUUUUUCUACAACUUCGAAGAUGUUCAUUCUCGGCCGUGCUAUUGCAGGACUAGGAACGAGUUCGCUGUCCGGAGGAACCGUCAAGAUCCUGAGGCACUGCUUUCCCUUGUCAAAGCAGCCGAUUGUAACAAGCGCGGUCUUCACUUUCUCGUCCUUGGGCCUUGUAUCAGCCCCUAUGGUCGGGGGUGCUUUGAUCGAUGCCUUUAAUUGGCGGGCUUGCUUCGGAAUCAAUCUCCCAUUAGGCGUGAUCUGUAUCGCCAUGACUUGGUACGGAUUCCACGAUCCUGUCAACAACCCAGAUAUCAACAUUCCUCUGAAAGAGAAACUCUGGCGUCUGGAUCCUUUGGGCACACUCCUCGUUGUUCCCGCUAUUACAUGUUUCUUGAUGGCCCUCCAGUGGGGAGGCAUCAAGUAUGGAUGGAAAGAUUGGCGCAUUAUCUUACUCUUUGUUCUCUUCGGGAUGUUAUUUUCCUCUUUUGCUUACGUUCAGUAUCGCCGUGGCGAAGCUGCGACACUGCCACCAAGGAUAGCCAAGCAGCGAAGUAUUAUUGCAGCCCUUUGGUUCUCUAGCUGCUGCAAUGGCGCUCUGGCUGUGACGGAAGCUUAUAUCUCCAUUUACUUCCAAGGAGUCAAAGGCCUAUCGGCCACCUCUUCAGGAUUGCUGGGUUUGCCAAUGAUAGCCGGACUUGGUAUUGCCGGUAUAGCUGCAGGCAUGGGAACGACCGCAAUCGGGUACUACUUUCCUUUCAUGUUUGCUACCAGCACUCUCGCGCCCAUUGCAUCUGGCCUCCUCACGACCAUCAAUCUCGACGAGAGUACGGUGAAAGUGGCGGCACUGCUUGGUUUCCUCGGGGCAGCAAUUGGAUUUGGCUUACAGAUUCCACUACUAGUCGUGCAAACAACCCUAUCACCUAAAGAUGUGUCACUUGGAACUGCUGUCGUUGGAUUUGGAGGAGGAAUGGGCUCCGCCCUGUGGACCUGCGCCUCAGCCACGCUUUUUCAAAAUCGUCUGGUUGAGGAAGUACAGCGCUAUGCCCCCGGCACGAAUGGAACGGAUUUCGUGCACUCAGGUCUUUCCGAGCUCCGCGACCAUAUUGGGGGUGCGAAUUUGAAGAACGUGCUCUCUGGCUACAACGAAGCUGUGUCACAGACAUUGUACAUACCUCUAGCGUUGGGUAUACUUACCAUAAUUGGCUCGAUCGCAACUGAGCGGAAAUCGGUCAAGAAGAAACGAUCGUAG
Molecule: messenger RNA, 1653 nt
Organism: Exophiala aquamarina CBS 119918
Lineage: Eukaryota; Fungi; Ascomycota; Eurotiomycetes; Chaetothyriales; Herpotrichiellaceae
Exons: 5
Coding region: 1-1653 (550 amino acids)
Biological process (GO): transmembrane transport
Molecular function (GO): transmembrane transporter activity
Source: RefSeq, a predicted model, not a curated record